Messenger RNA from Ornithodoros turicata, 1495 nucleotides. RefSeq lists its product as uncharacterized. NCBI's taxonomy places the organism in Eukaryota, Metazoa, Arthropoda, Arachnida, Ixodida, Argasidae. The coding region runs from base 254 to 661 and encodes 135 amino acids. The record is from RefSeq and is a predicted model, not a curated record. The transcript is spliced from 3 exons.
UUGAUUCUGGGGUUGCUAGUCACUUUCCGCUGCCACAGGUUUCAGUUUGCCCGUGACCGGCGCCCCGAGUUGUGUGUUUGUUCGCCGGACAGAAAAGGGAGCACGCUGGAAAACGCCAGACACGCUGGUUUGUGGAAGGCAAAACUGUGUUGUCGCCUGUUCUUUUAGAGGGAAAGAAAAAGCGGAAUUUCACAUCAAACUUUUCUCACUUCGAGUUCACUGUGCCGUGGAGGCUUUCUUCAUCUCCGCAGCAAUGAGGAUGGUCAACUAUUCUUGCUGUCAACUGCUCGUGUUACUGACUUUUACCUGUCUUCUAGUGGUGACAGCAGCAGAGGCAUCCGUGGACUACAACGCAGACAUGGCUGUAGAGGAGGUUGGUCGCAUGUUCAACAUGCUGUUUCCUUUGCUGCCUGCGGUGGAACGGACGCCUCCAUCCGUUUCCUGGCGUUCACUCGAUGAAGAACGAGGAAGGAGCGACGAUGAGGACGACAGAAGAAACGGACUAUCGUUGGGGCCCUCGGAAGUGGCCUUUAGCGGCCGGGAGGGCGGCAGCGGCGGACCGCCGCCGCUCAGCCACCCCAAGCGGGCGCAGUCCGAGUGCCUCAUGCGCUGUUUAGGCCAGAGAAAGCUGCACCCAGUUCAGUGCCUCACCCUCUGCUGAGGGUGGCACACGAACCUCACACGGACGCCCAACAAACGGACAUCUGGAGGCAAAGAGACGAAUGGCAGAGCUGACAGUAAGAUGGGCGUCCCGAAGAAGGAAGAGGACCUGUUACGCACCUGCCCUCUACACAACAAUCAAACGACGAACAAGAAAAACCAAGACGGCGCUUUGGCAACAAAAUCAAGGAUAUCUAGGUCCACAACCACUCUGGAGAGGGGCAUUAGUAUCAUUACGAAAGAACGAAGCUGCCCACUACUCCGUGUCUGCUAUGUGGGCGAACGUAUCUGACUUACCAAACCAGAAUAAACGUGUUCGAUAAACUAAAAGAGCCGUAGGGGUACAAGCAUUAUGAUUUACUUUGCAGAUGUUUAUUUUUCUAAGUUAAUAGGAGCACCGAUGUAAACGCGGUGUUCCAAUCACCGUGACCCUAUACCCUCAGUGUUAUCUUUCACUAGGUAGGUUCCACCCAAGUCUGCUGUUCCAAGGUCCCUGCUGUGUUUGUAGCAAUGAGAGAGAGAGAGACAGAGCUCCCGUUGCUCACUGUACCAACCUAGCAAUCUCCUGUAUAAAGUGCAAUAACACAUCUUUGAAAGCGGACGCGCGUUUUCCGGUGUUUACUUCGCUGUAUACUUGUGGCAUUUAUGUAAGCUGGUAUCUGUGUUCAUGAAAGGUGUACGGGCAGCGACAGUACAGGUACACAUCUAUUUCUUAGCGCGAUCCGUUUGUCGUAGCAUGUGAUGCCACGAUUGUGUCUUGUUUAUUGCUAACUAUCUCUUUAUCCUGUUCUACAACAAUGCCUUGGUUCAAAUAAACUUGUCGUUCUGUCCAGCA